Messenger RNA from Alligator sinensis (Chinese alligator), 5269 nucleotides. It is a transcript of the gene ADCY6, whose product is annotated as adenylate cyclase 6. NCBI's taxonomy places the organism in Eukaryota, Metazoa, Chordata, Crocodylia, Alligatoridae. Gene Ontology annotation, molecular function: adenylate cyclase activity. The record is from RefSeq and is a predicted model, not a curated record. Bases 309 to 3803 code for a protein of 1164 amino acids. The transcript has 23 exons. Gene Ontology annotation, biological process: adenylate cyclase-inhibiting G protein-coupled receptor signaling pathway; cAMP biosynthetic process; intracellular signal transduction. Gene Ontology annotation, cellular component: plasma membrane.
ACGGGAGUCGAGGGGGAAGGGGAAGGAAUAGAGGCCGAGGAGGGCGCCUGGGAGCUGGGGCCUAUGGGAUCUGGACCCCCCUGCAGCCUCCUUGCCCGACGGAGCUGCCUCUGGCAGGGGGUUCUCGCCUGUCCCUGGGCCUGCCUGGCACCGCGGGCAAACCCUGGAGCGGCCUAGCAGGGACCUCCCCUCCCGGGAGCUGCCAGGAUUCGUUGGUGCCGGCCCCAUGCCCAGCCGUCCAUGAGCAGAGGCCCUCCUGCUGGGGUCCAUGCCCGCUUGGAGCUCGUGGCACUGAGCAGCCAGCCAGCAUGUCGUGGUUCAGUGGCAUCCUAGUGCCCAAGGUGGAUGAACGGAAGACAGCAUGGGGCGAGCGCAACGGGAAGAAGGGCAAGCGCCCGCGGACCACGCUCUGCGGCCCCCGCUACAUGAGCUGCCUGCAGGACCCCGAGGCUGAGCGCGGCCCCCAUGCCCGGGCUGGCCUGGGCCUGCGCUGCUCCUGGCAGGAGGACCACUACGGCAAGAAGGGGACGGCUGGUGACCUGGGUCUCAAAGCGGUGGACCUGGGCUUUGAGGACAGCGAGGCCAAAGGGGGUGUGAAGGCGGCAGAGGGUGGUGGGGCAGUGCCGCGGCGGCCACCAGCAGACAAGGUCUGGCAGCGGCUGGCCCAGGUGUUUCGCUCCAAGCGCUUCCCAUCGGCCAAGCUGGAGCGGCUCUACCAGCGCUACUUCUUCCAGAUGAACCAGAGCAGCCUGACAGUGCUCAUGGCCGUGCUGGUGCUGGUGUGCGGUGUGCUGCUGCUCUUCCACUGCCUGCCCGGCACCCCGCGCCCACCCUAUGCCGCCGCGCUGGCCGUGGCCACUGCCCUCUUCCUGGCACUCAUGGUGCUGUGUGCCCGCAGUGCCGUGCCGCAGGACUACAUGUGGGCUGUGAGCUACGUGGUGCUGGGUGCCCUGGCCGGGGUGCAGGUGCUGGCCGCACUCAUGGCCGUGCCACGCAGUGCCGCUGAGGGCAUCUGGUGCAGUGUCUUCUUCAUCUACAUCGCCUACACGCUGCUGCCCGUGCGCAUGAGGGCGGCCGUGCUGGCUGGCGCCCUGCUGUCCGCCCUGCACCUCGGUAUCUCCUGGCACCUCAAUGCUGCCGACCCCUUCCUCUGGAAGCAGCUCAGCGCCAACGUCCUCAUCUUCCUCUGCACCAACGUGAUUGGGGUCUGCACCCACUACCCUGCCGAAGUCUCACAGCGCCAGGCCUUCCAGGAGACGCGCGGCUACAUCCAGGCCCGGCUUCACCUCCAGCGGGAGAACCGGCAGCAGGAGCGUCUCCUGCUGUCUGUGCUGCCCCAGCAUGUGGCCAUGGAGAUGAAGGAGGACAUCAACACCAAGAAGGAGGACAUGAUGUUCCACAAAAUCUACAUCCAGAAGCACGACAACGUCAGCAUCCUGUUCGCGGACAUCGAGGGCUUCACCAGCCUGGCGUCACAGUGCACGGCCCAGGAGCUCGUGAUGACACUGAACGAGCUCUUCGCUCGCUUUGACAAGCUGGCAGCUGAGAACCACUGCCUGCGGAUCAAGAUCCUGGGCGACUGCUACUACUGCGUGUCGGGGCUGCCGGAGGCACGGGGCGACCAUGCACACUGCUGCGUGGAGAUGGGCGUUGACAUGAUCGAGGCCAUCUCGCUGGUGCGCGAGGUGACGGGCGUGAAUGUGAACAUGCGCGUGGGCAUCCACAGCGGGCGCGUGCACUGCGGCGUGCUGGGCCUGCGCAAGUGGCAGUUCGACGUCUGGUCCAAUGAUGUCACGCUGGCCAACCACAUGGAGGCGGGGGGCAAGGCUGGGCGGAUUCACAUCACGGGGGCCACGCUGAAGUGCCUGAACGGGGACUACGAGGUGGAGCCGGGCCACGGUGGCGAGCGCAACACCUACCUCAAGGAGCACAACAUCGAGACCUUCCUCAUCGUGGGCUGCAGCCAGAAGCGCAAGGAGGAGAAGGCGAUCCUGGCCAAGCUGCAGCGGGCGCGGGCCAACUCAGUGGAUGGACUGGCACCGCGCUGGGCGCCCGACCGCUCCUUCUCCCGGGCCAAGGACUCCAAGGCCUUCCGGCAGAUGGGCAUCGAUGACUCCAGCAAGGACAACCGCAGCGCGCAGGAGGCCCUGAACCCUGAGGACGAGGUGGACGAGUUCCUGGGCCGUGCCAUCGAUGCGCGCAGCAUCGACCAGCUGCGCAAGGACCACGUCAAGCGCUUCCUGCUCACCUUCCAGACGCCCGAGCUGGAGAGGAAGUACUCCAAGAAGGUGGAUGACCGGUUCGGGGGCUAUGUGGCCUGCACCCUGCUCGUCUUCUGCUUCAUCUGCUUCAUCCAGAUCGUCAUCUUCCCUCACUCCCCCCUGAUGCUUGGGGUCUACGUUUGCAUCUUCGUCCUCCUGGCCAGCAUCCUCUUCGUGUGCGCCGUCUACUCCUGCAUUGGCCUCUUCCCGGCGGCGCUGCAGCGGGUGUCCCGGAAGAUCGUGCACUCCCGUGCUCACAGCACCGUCAUCGGCGUCUUCACCGUCCUCCUCGUCUUCAUCGCCGCCUGCGUCAACAUGUUUGCCUGCAGCCGCGUGCCCCUGCGAGACUGCGUCGCCCGCGACCUCAACAUCACCCCUGUGGCCGUGGGGCCCUGCCAGCUUCGCGCCCUCAACUACUCCUUGGCCUCUGAUGCCCCGCCCUGCCAUGGGGAUGCCCCCCCUUGCAACUUCCCUGAGUACUUCAACUACAGCAUUGUGCUGAGCCUGCUGGCCUGCUCCGUGUUCCUGCAGAUCAGCAGCAUUGGGAAGCUGGGGCUCAUGUUGGCCCUCGCCAGCCUCUACCUGGUGCUGGUGGAGGGACCGGCAGCUGCCCUCUUCGACAACUCCGACCUGCUGGUCGUGGCCAAUGCCCUGCCAGUCUACAAUGCCACCCAGGGAGGCUCUGGAUGCCUGGCAGAGGGGAAGGUGGCACUGAAGUACGUGACGCCCGUGAUCCUGGCGGUCUUUGCGCUGGCGUUGUACCUCCAUGCGCAGCAGGUCGAGUCCACUGCCCGCCUCGACUUCCUCUGGAAGCUGCAGGCCACGGGGGAGAAGGAGGAGAUGGAGGAGCUGCAGGCCUACAACCGGCGGCUGCUGCACAACAUCCUGCCCAAGGACGUGGCGGCGCACUUCCUAGCACGGGAGCGGCGCAACGAUGAGCUCUACUACCAGUCGUGCGAGUGCGUGGCCGUCAUGUUCGCCUCCAUCAGCAACUUCUCAGAGUUCUACGUGGAGCUGGAGGCCAACAACGAGGGCGUGGAGUGCCUGCGCCUGCUCAACGAGAUCAUCGCCGACUUCGAUGAGAUCAUCAGUGAGCAGCAGUACCGGCAACUAGAGAAGAUCAAGACCAUCGGCAGCACCUACAUGGCGGCGUCAGGCCUCAAUGACACCACAUACGACCGUGAGGGCCGGAGCCACAUCACGGCGCUGGCUGACUAUGCCAUGCGGCUCAUGGAGCAGAUGAAGUACAUCAACGAGCACUCCUUCAACAACUUCCAGAUGAAGAUUGGACUGAACAUCGGGCCAGUGGUGGCAGGGGUGAUUGGGGCACGCAAGCCGCAGUAUGACAUCUGGGGCAACACUGUGAAUGUCUCCAGCCGCAUGGACAGCACGGGGGUGCCUGACCGCAUCCAGGUGACGACUGACCUGUACCAGGUGCUGGCGGCCAAGGGGUACCAGCUGGAGUGCCGCGGGGUCAUCAAGGUCAAGGGCAAGGGCGAGAUGACCACCUACUUCCUGAAUGCUGGCCCUGGCAGGAGUUAGCAGCCGGGGCCCAGGGCUGCCGUGGACGCUUGCCGGCGUCUCCUGAACGGCUCUGGAGUUAGGCAAAGAACUCUAAAGGGAAUCAGACCCCCCACUUCCGGUCCCCCAUUUUGGCCUGCCCGCCCCCUGCCCCCCCAGCAAUCCUGCAGGGAAGGGGGAUCUGCGGCACUGAAGGAGCAUUUUUACAGUGGACCUUUUAUUUAUUUAUUUCCUGGCGGAGCCAGCACGGGGUUGGGAAGGAGGGGGAAUCGGGCUCCCCCCAACCCUGGAUGCUGCUGCUCCUGUUUGGAAUAAACCAAAGACAGGCGGGCGUCCCAGCCCCGCAGCUCGGACGAGGGGGUCCCUGGCUCCUUCCAUCUGCUGGCUUUGUGCACCGCUGGACUUUGCACCAGCUUCUGAAGCCGGUGCUGGGGGGGUGCAAGGGGGAGGGGAGGUUCCCAUGGUCACUCGGCCCCUGCUGCCUGCCCCGGCAUCUCACUGUGAAGUUUGUACCGUACAGCUGGGGGGGAGGGGGGCAGGGGGAAACAGUUCUUAUUUGCCAAAAUUGCACCCACGUCCGGCACAGCAGGCAUCCCCGGGUGGGCCCGGGAGGCCUUCAGUGCUUUGCCAGCUGGAGGGUUGCACUUGCCAAAGAGGGCUUGGGGAGUGGCUGCGGGGCAGCGGGGCGGGAUUGGGGGGCGGUAUGUCCUGCCCCAGCCUGGGGGGGCACCUUUAGCCAUGGCCCCACCCCCACCUGGACCUGGGGCGCUGGGUGCCCCUUCCCUGCAGCCAGCUCCUGGAGGGCCGGGCCCCCACCCCAUGCCUGGAGCUGACCAUGUGCCAAACCCAAGUGCCGCGGGCCCGGUGCUGCCCCCGCCCCAUGUGCCUGAUGUUUGGGGGGGGCUCGACCCCCCCCCUCCAGCUCAGCCAGGCCCUGCUUAUCUCAGUAACCCUGUGCGGCCUCACUCUGCCCCCCGCAACGCUGCUGUCCUGUACCACGGUACGACCGCGGGGGCCCAAAUCAGAGCGGGGCAACAGAAGAGGGAAUUCCCACCCCCAGUUCUGACUCUGUGUGGGGACAGCUGGCCCUGAGGACUCACUCGGGGCUCUGCCUGUGCAAGGAUGCCAGCCCCCACCCACCCAGUGCAUGGUGUGUGGCACACUCUGCCCCUCUGGGCAGAGAUUUCUCACCCUCCUCUGCACUGAACGCAGCACUCGGGGGGCAGGGGGCUGCAAACCCUGCCCCUGGGUAUGGGGCAGGGGGUGGCAGCCAGGGGGCCCCAGUUGUCCCCAGGCCCUUGGGGCUGGGCAGGCAUGGGGGAGCCCAGCAGAGCUGCCCGGGUGCUGGAGCCGCAGAGAGGACACUCUCAGCCCGUCCCCAUCCAUCGCCUGUUUUAAAUGCAAAAAAUGAAGUGAUUUCUCUGUUUCUUUUUACGUGGGGGGGGAGGGGGGGGCUGCAGCUUGUGUCUUGGGGGCUUUAAGCUGAC